AUGUGCUCUCGGGGGGUGGGAAAGACCACGGAGCAAGGGGGACGCAGCUGCAGAGCUGGGGAGAGGGAGAGAAUUCGAGGGAGAGUCCGGGCAGUAAUUGGUCAGCUGGAAGGAAUCUUACGGGAUCUCAAGGAAGUGGCCAAAGAACUGAGAGAGGUGGUGGAGCAAAUAGACAGACUUACUUCGGACUUUGAGUUUGAGCUGGACACCGAUGACUGGACCCCAGGAACUGUUAGUAGCACAUCAAGCAGUGAAAAAGGUGGUCCUCUCUGUGACCUGGGACCCCUGGAUUUCCUGAGUUCAGACAGCUGGGAAUUCUGUUCGUUUCUAGAAGCCUCCACUCCUUCUGACUCUGGAGAUGGCUCAGACCGUCCUUCUGACUUUAGGCUACUUAAUGGUGGGGCUACACCCAAUGGUCCCGAUUGCUCUAGUGAAGAAACUCCUGUCCCUCCACAGAAGCCCCUACCAACAAGGACCCCUGGCUCCAGAGACCGAGUAAGGUUCAGUGAUAAAGUUCUGUACCAUGCACUUUGUUGUGAUGACAGUGAAGAUCCCCCAUAUGGCCAAGACACUCCUAGAGAAUCUCCUCGGCCUGCUGUACCUUGUAAUGUUAUACGGAGCAGUAAAGGAGGAAUGACUGGAGCCAAGAGGAGCACAAGGAACUGUAGCACCCAGACUGUGUGUGACAAGAGCACCCAGACUGUGCUACCAUAUGUGCCAAAAAAGGAGCAGCGCUGA
Bufo bufo (common toad) is the source of this 738-nucleotide messenger RNA. It is a transcript of the gene INSYN1, whose product is annotated as inhibitory synaptic factor 1. Bases 1 to 738 code for a protein of 245 amino acids. Lineage: Eukaryota; Metazoa; Chordata; Amphibia; Anura; Bufonidae. Gene Ontology annotation, cellular component: postsynaptic density. The record is from RefSeq and is a predicted model, not a curated record. Gene Ontology annotation, biological process: inhibitory postsynaptic potential. The transcript has 2 exons.